Copidosoma floridanum is the source of this 2838-nucleotide messenger RNA. RefSeq lists its product as uncharacterized. The record is from RefSeq and is a predicted model, not a curated record. Gene Ontology annotation, biological process: mRNA splicing, via spliceosome. Lineage: Eukaryota; Metazoa; Arthropoda; Insecta; Hymenoptera; Encyrtidae. Gene Ontology annotation, cellular component: catalytic step 2 spliceosome. Gene Ontology annotation, molecular function: RNA binding.
GUUUUUCCUUAAGUUUGGGUACAAUUUUGUCAAAGAAGAGUACGAAAAUUGUAUGGAAAUAAAAAAAAAAUGCCAAGACCAGCAAGAGUAAAAUGUGAAACAAUUUUUGAAAAUCUCAAAGACCUUGAUAUUUUCGAUGAAAAUGGAAUGUUAAAGAAGAGGAAAGAUUUAGUGUGGACUGAAGCAAUCAAAAGAAUGCCUGAAAUAAAUUUACACAAUUUAUAUUUAUUUGUGUACCAAGACAGAAGAGACAUAAAGACGAAUUUAAUGAAGUACAAAAAUAUAGACUGUAUUGUUCCGAAAAAAAAAUGUAAAAAAGAGAACAAAAAAGAACCAAUUUCUAAUUAUGAUGAACUGUGGGAUGACCCGGAUUUCUAUGAAACGCUUGAUAAUGAAAGUAACCCUGAUGCACUAAGUGAUUUUGAUACAAUGAUAACUAUUAAAGAGAGUGACCAGUAUAAAAAUACUAUACAAAAAAUUGCAGUCCUCCCCUUUUCUGUCAUUUACUGGCAUCCUUAUCAGAUAAGCUUAUGGUCUGAUUUGAUAAACAUUGAGUCAACUGUCUCUAUGAUUGUACUGGAUAACAUCAUUUCUAAUAUCAAAGGAAAUUUUGAGACUUCUCAUAUAUACCUGUAUGCUCUCGCUGUUAAAUUAGAUAGUACAAUAAUUUUACUUUCUCAGAUGAUGAGUGAUUCAGUGAAUUCACUUGAAAUACAGUAUUUUCUAGACUCUUGGCUCCAAGGAGGCGCUUCAGUUCCAUCAGAAUUCGUUUGUGGAUAUUCUUACAGCUUACUCGAUGCUGCAUCUUUAUCUUUUAACUUCUGCUCUUACGAUCAGUAUAAUUUGAAAUGUUUCAAGUGUUUAAUGGACGAGAUAAUAGUUCUACCACCCACGCUGAUUCAAAUUGAUAUUCACGUACUGAUUAAAGUUAUAAAUGGCUGGUCGUGCUUCGAAAAUGUGUCACAAGCAGUUAAAGACUUGUACCUCUGUGGCGUGAUAUAUCUGAGCUCGUUACAAAGUCUAGAAGAAUUCCGGGAAACCGUUAUCAGUAUGCUCUCUCUAUGCCAGAGCCCUUAUCAAAAUGAAGAAAUUGAGAGAAGACGGCUAGAUCUCUGGACUCAGCUUACUUCAGACACGAUUCAACAAAUGAAUCGUGAGUAUCUGACCUUAGCGACGGGAAAAAACAGCUCACGCAGCUUUGCCUUUUACAAUAUUAGACAAAAUCCAGUCAUUAGUGAGACGCCCCACGACAUUUACGAGUAUAUAAAUCAGUUAAAGCAGGCAGCCUACAACCUUGGUAACUUUAACUUAGACGGUUCUGAAGUUGCUAACGAGUACUACUGCCCCAUAGUACUCGAGAACUUGGUUCAACUACUUAUUGAGUUUCCUUCUUGGACUAAAAUAUUUGUAAAAAAACGGGAUAACGCAACCCUCGUAUCAACUUGUGCUUUUAAACACUUGACUACUCUUACUGAACUCAAGGAACCCGUGAGUCCUCCUCAGUUCUUCAUGUACCACCACGAAAAACUGGGUGUGCUUAUGCAUCAAGGCAGAUUUAGCAUUAACAAACUUAAAAACAAAAUUGGCAUAUCAGAACGCAAGUCUCGCAGCUCCCAGAACCACGCGCACCUCUCUCAAGAGGUUGUGACCAGCAGCAUCAUGAGCAAAAGUUUUAGCAGCCCCAGCAGUAUAAAUCACCUUCCACACUCUAUGUACGACAGUCGCUCCGAAAUUAACGUUCCGACUGAAGAUCUAACGGUUCCUGUGCCUGUCCUUCAGCAUAUUAGUGAAAUCCUUCACGAGGUACCUCAAACUAAUAAUACACAUGCAGGACAAGCAAGGAAACCAGCUUCGUCACACCAUAAGCCUAACGAGCUAGACCUACUGGAUCUCAAGAGCGCCGUAAACUCAGCUAUUUGCUCUCUACUAGAUUUUGACGAGUAUGUGAGCAACGUGCUACUCCCAUUAGUCAAGCCUGGUUUUGAACCUGCCAUUUGCAAGACCCUACUGGAUUGUUGUAUGGAAAUGAAAACCUAUGAGUACUUUAUCGGAAACAUUGUUGAGCGAUUCUGCAUAAUAAGUGAAGGUUUCUCCACUGCCUUUAAGACACUUUUUAUAGAAUGUUAUAACACUGCUGAAGUCAUGGAUAAGAAUGAGAUUAAAAAUUCGAGCAAGCUGUUCGCCCACCUUUUACAAAAAGAUUCUAUUUCUUGGGAUUGUUUCAAUGCCGUGAAGAUAAAUGAGAGAGACACAACGCUAGCCAAAAAAAAUUUUAUAAGGAUUCUCUUGCAAGAACUAGCAGAUCAGAAAAGCGCAUCGAGCUUGGAAGAAAGAUUCAAAGACAAAGAAUAUAAAACAGCAUUCAAAGGACUUUUUCCCACUGAGAGCCGAAAAGAUGCAGCUUUUGCUGCAAAUUUUUAUAAAUCUAUUGGUCUCAAAACUUUAAGGAACAUGUUGAAAGUUACUACAAAGAAAGCACUGGCAUCCGAAAAAGUUUUUGUAGACAAUUUGAUACAAAAGCGUUCUCCCAGUGUUUCAAGCAAUACCUCUGAUUCCUCUUCUGAUUUUAUUUUCGAGCUUAGAGUAAAAAAAAAAAAUGGAAAAAAAUGCACUUCAAGUAAAAGGAAAACAAUUUUAAUGUAGCAAUUGAUGUCUCAACUGAUUUUUCAGUAGGAGGCAUUGAUAUUAUUUCUAAAUUCAGAUGCAAUGACGUAUUUUUUCGAAGACCUUUUCAGACGUACUGAUUUUUAUGCUAUAAUUUACCAGGCAAUGAUGAAUGGUAAGUUUCAACAGCGUUGGACGUCUUUAACCACAUUUAUUAUUUAUGUUCACCAUUAA